GAAUAAUGCGAGUCGUGCUUCCGAAAUAUCGAACUUCUCUUUCGCCAUCUCGCGACGAAGUCGAACAGUUCUGUUAUUUUUCCGCAGCGCCGCCGCUAUCGAUCAAUCGCGAACUCGUUAAUAUAAUUCGCACUGAGACGUUUUCUCGUUAUUUCUGACGGCAACAUUUCUUACCUUUUUUUCUUCAAGUUUUUUACGUUUCUUUUUUUUCGUACUGUACAUCUAGAAAAAUGGUGAGAAAACAUCGUUAAUUAAUUAAUUUUCUAUACAGACGCUUUUUCUUCGACAUCCUUCAUACGCAGUCUCACACGUUUGUACAAGUUCGCGCGCUGAGCCGACGGGGUUCGAUCAAGGGACACGGACUGCUGGCGGGGUAGUCUCGAAAAAUCAGGGUUGCCCGGUGGCCGGCGAUUGCGCUGUAAACCCCCAGAAAGAAGAGAGAAGAGGCGAGUGGCGAGUGGACGAGAGAGAAGGCGUGAGAGAGAUAGAGAGAACGAGACGUUUUCUUAAUGGUGGAAUCUUCGAAAGUUUGGAGGUUAUAAAGCGGAUAUAUCCGUAAUGAUGUGUAGUAACCCGUGAAAAAUAGCCUAGGCAACGAAAUACGUGUUCGAACAAGCAUUUACGGAAAAGUGGGAUUUAUCGACGUGACGAUUAUUCGCAUUUUCUCUCUCUCUCUCUCUCUCUUUUUUGUAUUUCCGUAAUACUACAAAAGGGACGUUGCGCUCAUACUGCUAAUUCUUUCUGAAGAAAGAGCGCUUGGAGAGGAGAGAGAGAGAGAGAGAGAGAGAGAGAGAGAGAGAGAAGGAGAGAGUGUAUGAGUGAGGAAACGGAAAAAAAAGUGUUCUGAGACGAGAAUCGUAUUAUGGGAUAUUGAGACUAUUGAAAACCAAAAAGGAAAUCGCGUGUGCGUGUUUUUAACGUCGAUAAUGUCGGCUGCAAGUAGACUCAGGGUAAUGCGGGAUAGUAGGAUGGCCGAUUUGGCCGUUUGACGAAUAUUUCAAGAUUUUUUCGUGACGGUGGGCGGUGGUUUUUUAUUUUUUAAAAAAGGGCGUAACAUGGUCAAGGAAAAGCCGAAUUCGACUCGUAUCUACGACUCCGAGGGUUACAGGCGACGUGCCGCUUGUAUAUGCGUGAAAAACGACCUCGAGGAUGAGGUUCUUUUGGUCACAUCCAGCAGAAGACCCGACAGUUGGAUCGUGCCAGGCGGCGGCGUUGAACCCGAAGAAGAACCAGCUGUGACCGCUCUCAGAGAAGUCAGAGAAGAGGCAGGAGUUCUUGGGAAUUUGGGACGUUGCCUUGGGGUGUUUGAGCAGAAUGUUGAACACAAACAUAGAACACAAGUGUGGGUGAUGUGCGUAACGGAGGAAAUGCCAGAAUGGGAAGAUUCAAGAGCAAUUGGACGCAAAAGGAAAUGGUUUUCGAUAGCAGAGGCUUUGGUACAACUUGCACAACAUAAACCUGUCCAGCGUUCAUACAUACACAGCUUGCGCAACACGAAUCCAAGAUGCAACAGUCCAAACAGCCCGACAUCUCUUCACUCGCCUCACGGUUCACCGGGGUCGAUACAAGUGAUGAACAACUCUGGUAGUAAUCCUCAUCCGAACAAAAAUAGCUAAUGUCCAGCUAAUGAGAAUGGCAAUAAGAGUUUUGGGUUUUCUUUUUGUUCUUCACAAGCAUAUUUUUCAAUCACGGCUCUAUUCGUCAGCCCUAAAAUAAGUUUCCUUCGUCCGCUGUUUGUGUCUUUUCCUUCGAUUUUCAUUUUAUCUUUUAUUUCCUUUUUCGUUUCUCAACGAUCUCGCGCAGGAGUCGUGGAGAUCGCGAUAAUCACUACCACCGUAUUUUAUACAUCAAACUAUAUAUAUAUAUAUAUAUGUGUGUAUAUAUAUAUAUAUAUAUAUAUAUAUAUAUACUAAUUAAUUACGACCCCCGUCACGACCCUCUAUUUACUUAUUAUUCGUAUUAUAACUUAUAUAACUAUGGAACGCUAAUGAAAGAAAUGAUUAUGAGAAUGCAAACGAAACAAUAAAAUAAGCAACCGGAAGUGAGAGCGAUUGAGAAAAAUCUGGUAUGUUGAGUCGAGUCUAAUGAGUUCUAGCUCGAAAAUGAUUCGUGAAAUGAUUGUCUGACUAAUAAAGAAAAAUUUAUAUACA
Messenger RNA from Venturia canescens, 2150 nucleotides. RefSeq names its product diphosphoinositol polyphosphate phosphohydrolase 1 Aps (gene Aps). The transcript is spliced from 4 exons. Gene Ontology annotation, molecular function: diphosphoinositol-polyphosphate diphosphatase activity; bis(5'-adenosyl)-hexaphosphatase activity; endopolyphosphatase activity. The coding region runs from base 1056 to 1616 and encodes 186 amino acids. The record is from RefSeq and is a predicted model, not a curated record. Gene Ontology annotation, biological process: diphosphoinositol polyphosphate metabolic process; adenosine 5'-(hexahydrogen pentaphosphate) catabolic process; diadenosine hexaphosphate catabolic process. Gene Ontology annotation, cellular component: cytoplasm; nucleus. NCBI's taxonomy places the organism in Eukaryota, Metazoa, Arthropoda, Insecta, Hymenoptera, Ichneumonidae.